GUUUGUUCAACUCUAGGCUAGCUAUACAAUGAUAUUCAACUAGCAAAAGUCUCUCACUCUCUUCUUUCUUUUCCACUUUUUUCAGUUUUCACACCGUCUUCGUCUUCGUGCUACCAGCUUCCGAUUUCGAAUCUCUGAACCGGAUCUCACUCAAAAUUCAGAGCUUCACCAACUCAAUGCACAGACAGACAGAUCUUCUCAAGUGAUCUAGAAAAUCUGGUGCAGAGCUAUUUGGUGGCAGAAUCAGCUCAGCCAAUCCAGUCUACCGAGCCACAGUAUCUCCUCCGCAAAUAUCGUCCGCACGAAAAAUGAAGUGUGAAACAAAGACCUAAAAGGCUUCGGCCCCUGACUUUUUGACUAAUCCGCUGCGGUUAUGAUUAUGAACAAGUCACAUGUUCAAACUUGAAAACGUGUUGUUAAAACUUUAAUGACUGCUCACGAACACCCUAUCGUGGUCCAACGCUGUUCCUAUCCAGGGUGGUUCUAGUUCUCCCUAGCUUUAGUGUUCUAGACGAAGUCAUUUUUAAAUCCUUGACGCUGAAAAGCCGAAAUCCAUGACAAACUGAUACCAUUAAAUAUUGGUUUUUUAAGGUUUGAUUUAUUACCAAUUGUGAUUUGUUUAUUCUCUAUUUCACUUGAGUUUACCUCAAAGGGUGGGUUCCAGUUAGCUCUCAUCUCUCUAUGACAUCUCCAUUUGAGUUGAUAACUGGUUGACUGGUAGGCACUUAAUGGUUACUUGAAAAGUUCAUUCUACAGAGACUUAAUAUGAAGCUGUGAGAAAGUUUCACGACGCCAAAUUCAGCACAGAAGAAAAAUGAAGAAAGAAACCGCAUUGGUCCGUUCUAAAUGCACUUUAUUCUUCCUAUGGGGAUAUCUGUUGUUACUAGAAAGGGCGUUGGGUGAUCCAAGAUCUCAAACUGUCCAAAUUAUGUGCGGAAACCAAUCGGAGCACAAUGCAACUAUGUUCGUGCCUAAUUUUGUUGCUACAAUGGAAAACAUCAGCGAACAAGUGCGAACAGCUGGUUUUGGAGUGGCAGUUUCAGGUUCAGGACCAGACACGAACUAUGGGCUUGCACAAUGUUAUGGAGACCUCUCUUUGUUAGAUUGUGUAUUGUGCUAUGCUGAGGCACGUACACUUCUUCCCCAAUGUUUCCCCAACAAUGGAGGUCAGAUUUUCCUUGACGGGUGCUUCAUGAGAUCACAGAAUUAUAGCUUCUUUGAAGAGUAUAAAGGUCCUGCAGAUCAUGCAGUUUGUGGGAAUACAACAAGAAAGAGUUCAAAAUUCCAAGAAUCAGCUAGGCAGGCUGUGUUGCGUGCAGUUGCUUCAGCACCCAGUCAUGGAAAUUAUGCGCGAGCUACCAUAGCUGCUUCAGGUUCCAAUGAGUCAGCUUAUGUGUUGGCUAAUUGCUGGAAGAACCUGAAAACGAGUUCAUGUGAAGCAUGCUUGAAAAAUGCCUCUGCGUCUGUAUUAGGUUGCUUGCCUUGGUCAGAGGGCCGAGCACUGAAUACGGGAUGUUUCUUGAGGUAUUCAGAUAGAGAUUUCCUUAACAAGCAACUGGGAAAUGGAAGCAAAAGAGGGACCAUUAUUGCAAUAGUAGUUUCAGUAGUCAGUUCCUUGGUGGUUCUGGCAGUUUUAAUAGUUAUUGGAGCUCAUAUCUGGAAGCAGAGAUAUAUUCAAAAGAAAAGAAGAGGUUCAAAUGAUGCUGAAAAAUUGGUGAAAACUCUUAAUGAUAAAAGUUUGAACUUUAAAUACUCUAUACUAGAGAAAGCUACACAAUCUUUUGACGAUGCCAACAAGCUUGGCCAAGGAGGAUUUGGUACAGUUUAUAAGGGUGUUCUGCCUGACGGAAGAGAAAUCGCUGUGAAGAGGCUUUUCUAUAACAACAAGCACAGAGUAGCAAAUUUCUACAAUGAAGUUAACAUUAUAAGUAGUGUAGAACACAAAAAUCUGGUCAGAUUGCUGGGAUGCAGUGCUUCUGGACCAGAAAGCCUUCUUGUCUAUGAGUUCCUGCCUAACAAGAGCCUAGAUCGCUUCAUCUUGGAUUCAACAAGAGGUACAUUACUGAACUGGGAGAAGAGAUAUGAAAUUAUUGUUGGGACAGCAGAGGGUUUAGUCUACCUUCACGAAGAAUCCAAAACUCGAAUAAUUCACAGAGAUAUAAAAGCAAGCAAUAUUUUACUGGAUUCAAAACUACGUGCUAAAAUUGCUGAUUUUGGGUUGGCCAGGUCUUUCCAGGAAGAUAAGAGCCACAUAAGCACAGCCAUAGCAGGAACUUUAGGAUACAUGGCUCCAGAGUACCUAGCCCAUGGCCAGUUGACAGAAAAGGUAGAUGUAUACAGUUUUGGUGUACUUUUGUUGGAAACAGUUACUGGGAGGCCAAACAACAGGAGCAAAACCUCAGAAUAUUCUGAAAGUUUACUGACAAUUACUUGGAAGCAUUUCCAAGCAGGGACUGUUGAGGAGCUUUACGACAGAAAUCUCACGUUGAAUGACUCUGAUAAUAGUGGCGCUAAGGAUGAACUGUUAAGAGUGGUGCAGAUAGGACUUCUCUGUACUCAAGAGAGCCCAUUGUUGCGGCCAACAAUGUCAAAGGUGCUACAGAUGCUACAAAAGAAGGAAGAACACCUCCCUUCACCCACUAGUCCUCCAUUUACAGAUGAAAAAACCAUGGAACUCAAUGACACAUUUGAGGACCCAAACUACCCGUUGAAUUCUGGUGCUUUGGCAUCACUUGCCGGUGUCACUCAUAGUUCCUUCUAUCCUAGAUGAACCAAACAAAGAAAAGUUGGAAUUUUCACUAUAUAGAGAGGCAUCCAAGAUUUUUAUUGUAAGUGAGAAGCCCCCAGAAAUCUCAGACUAUCAGCAGUCAGCAGACCUUUAUGCAACCAUCUCGGUGGCCUUGUGCUGGCGUUCAGUGAGCAUAUAUAUAAUUCUAGGAAAUUUGGAACUGGCAACCGACGGUUGUAGAUAUAUUGAGGUUAGUGAUGCCAAAUUUGCCAAUUCUAUGGGAGGACAAGAGGGAGUAAUACCCCUGUCAAUAUCUUGUGUCUAUGACUGAUUAUUAUUGUAUUGUUUGUUGUAAAUCUUCCCCAUUUAACAAUUAAUACACGUUCGAUAGCAAGGCUUUAGUGCCAAACAGUACAA
Molecule: messenger RNA, 3145 nt
Organism: Mangifera indica (mango)
Lineage: Eukaryota; Viridiplantae; Streptophyta; Magnoliopsida; Sapindales; Anacardiaceae
Product: cysteine-rich receptor-like protein kinase 2
Exons: 8
Coding region: 815-2770 (651 amino acids)
Biological process (GO): protein phosphorylation
Molecular function (GO): protein kinase activity; ATP binding
Source: RefSeq, a predicted model, not a curated record